Molecule: messenger RNA, 657 nt
Organism: Lutra lutra (Eurasian river otter)
Lineage: Eukaryota; Metazoa; Chordata; Mammalia; Carnivora; Mustelidae
Product: WASH complex subunit 3
Exons: 1
Coding region: 22-606 (194 amino acids)
Biological process (GO): exocytosis; actin filament polymerization
Cellular component (GO): WASH complex
Source: RefSeq, a predicted model, not a curated record
AGUCCCCCGCCCGCUGAGGAGAUGGAUGAGGACGGGCUUCCUCUCAUGGGGUCAGGCAUAGACCUGACCAAGGUGCCAGCUAUUCAACAGAAAAGAACAGUGGCAUUUCUAAACCAGUUUGUGGUGCACACUGUACAGUUCCUCAACCGCUUUUCUACAGUUUGUGAGGAGAAACUGGCAGACCUUUCUCUUCGUAUCCAGCAAAUUGAAACAACUCUCAAUAUUUUGGAUGCAAAGUUGUCAUCUAUCCCAGGCCUAGAUGAUGUGACAUUUGAAGUAUCACCUGUAAGUGUCACUGGUGUCACAAAAGAAUCACAUUCUGAAACCACUUCAGAGAAAUCACAACAGAACAGUUUACAAGACUCUGGACCACAGGAAAGUGAAGUAACACCAGAAAAUAUUUUAACUGUAGCCAAGGAUCCAAGAUAUGCCAGAUAUCUCAAAAUGGUUCAAGUGGGUGUUCCAGUGAUGGCAAUAAGAAACAAAAUGAUAUCAGAAGGACUAGACCCAGAUCUUCUUGAAAGGCCAGAUGCUCCAGUGCCUGAUGGUGAAGGUGAAAAAAUUACAGAAGAAAGUUCAGACAGUGAAUCUUCUUUUAGUGACUAAGCUUAAUUUUGAUAACAGUUACAUAUACAUGUACAUGAGCAGCCCAACAGG